AUGGCCGGCUCUACGGGCGAGCCCUUCUAUCUGCGCUACUACUCCGGCCACAGCGGGCGCUUCGGCCACGAGUUCCUCGAGUUCGACUUCCGCGUCGUCGGCGACGGGCGGUCCGCCGUCGCGCGCUACGCCAACAACAGCAACUACCGCAACGACAGCCUGAUCCGCAAGGAGAUGUGCGUCUCGGCCCUGGUCGUCGACGAGAUCCGCCGCAUCGUGCGCGCCUCGGAGAUCAUGAAGGAGGACGACGCCAAGUGGCCCCAGAAGAACAAGGACGGCCGCCAGGAGCUCGAGAUCCGCCUCGGCAACGACCACAUCUCGUUCGAGACGGCCAAGAUCGGCUCCCUCAUCGACGUCACCGAGUCCGCCGACCCCGAGGGCCUGCGCGUCUUCUACUACCUCGUCCAGGACCUCAAGGCCCUCGUCUUCAGCCUCACCUCGCUGCACUUUAAGAUCAAGCCCAUCUCGUGA
This is a messenger RNA of Neoarthrinium moseri, 471 nucleotides long. RefSeq lists its product as uncharacterized. The record is from RefSeq and is a predicted model, not a curated record. Gene Ontology annotation, cellular component: exon-exon junction complex; nucleus. The transcript has 2 exons. Gene Ontology annotation, molecular function: ATP binding. NCBI's taxonomy places the organism in Eukaryota, Fungi, Ascomycota, Sordariomycetes, Amphisphaeriales, Apiosporaceae. Gene Ontology annotation, biological process: RNA splicing. Bases 1 to 471 code for a protein of 156 amino acids.